CCCGCCCUGCCGCGGGGAGGCCGCUGCGCCUGCGCACUGCAGCCGCCGCCGAGGGCAAGGGGCUGAAACCGGGACGGGCGGCGGCGGCGGGUGCCGCCAUGAGCUUUCUCAUCGACUCCAGCAUCAUGGUCACCUCGCAGGUGCUGUUCUUUGGAUUUGGGUGGCUGUUCUUCAUGCGUAAACUCUUCAAGGAUUAUGAGGUGCGACAGUAUGUGGUCCAGGUGAUCUUCUCUGUGACUUUUGCCUUCUCUUGUACCAUGUUUGAGCUUAUCAUCUUUGAGAUUUUGGGAGUGCUGAACAGCAGCUCUCGAUACUUUCACUGGAAGCUGAACCUGUGUGUCAUUUUGCUCAUCCUAGUCUUCAUGGUGCCCUUCUAUAUUGGUUACUUUGUUGUGAGCAAUAUCAGAUUGUUGCACAGACAGAAACUGCUUUUUGCGUGUGUUCUAUGGUUGACAUUCAUGUAUUUCUUUUGGAAGUUGGGGGAUCCGUUUCCUAUCCUCAGUCCAAAACAUGGAAUCCUGUCUAUAGAACAGCUCAUCAGCCGCGUGGGUGUGAUUGGGGUGACACUCAUGGCUUUGCUGUCAGGAUUUGGGGCUGUCAACUGUCCAUACACUUAUAUGUCCUACUUUCUCAGGAAUGUGACAGAUGCCGAUAUUCUGGCUUUGGAGCGACGACUCCUUCAGACUAUGGACAUGAUUGUUAGCAAGAAAAAAAGGAUAGCAGUGGCUCACAGGACAAUGUUCCAGAGAGGAGAAGUGCAUAACAAACCCACUGGCUUCUGGGGAAUGAUAAAAAGCGUUACAGCAUCUGUUUCAGGCAGUGAAAGUUUGCCAGAUCUGUCCCUUAUCCAGCAAGAAGUGGAUGCCCUAGAAGAGCUUAGUCGGCAGCUUUUUCUGGAAACUGCUGACUUGCAUGCAACAAAGGAGAGAAUAGAGUACUCCAAAACUUUCCAGGGAAAAUACUUCAAUUUUUUGGGUUAUUUUUUCUCCAUCUAUUGUGUCUGGAAAAUCUUCAUGGCAACCAUCAAUAUUGUAUUUGACCGUGUGGGGAAGACUGAUCCAGUCACAAGAGGAAUUGAGAUCACUGUAAAUUAUCUGGGAAUCCAAUUUGACGUGAAAUUCUGGUCUCAGCACAUUUCCUUUAUUCUCGUUGGAAUAAUCAUUGUUACUUCUAUCAGAGGAUUGUUAAUCACACUUACAAAGUUCUUCUAUGCCAUUUCCAGCAGCAAAUCCUCCAAUGUUAUUGUUCUGCUUUUAGCACAGAUAAUGGGUAUGUACUUUGUGUCAUCAGUGCUCCUGAUCCGGAUGAGUAUGCCUCUGGAGUAUCGCACUAUUAUUACUGAAGUCCUGGGAGAGCUCCAGUUCAACUUUUAUCAUCGUUGGUUUGAUGUGAUAUUCCUAGUUAGUGCACUGUCCAGUAUCCUGUUUCUCUAUCUAGCACACAAACAAGCUCCAGAAAAGCACAUGGCCCUCUAAGAAAGGACUGCAGUCACACACUGCUUUCUGUUCUUUGAACUGCACUACUGCAACUUCUGUGGACUGCAAAACUUGGAGGGAGCCAGGGCUAUGCUGUGUAUUCCAGCAGUGCUCUUUGAACUUCCACGUCAUCAUCAAGUUCUGUGGCUCAUUUUAUGAAGAUGCCACAACUUGAAGGGAAGGGAAUGCACAUACUGAAUGUGAGAUUGUUCAUUGCCAAGGAAUAAGGGCACACCAGUAACACUGGGUACACUAGUAACUAGGGGCAUCAGAACUUGCAUAGCAGAUUGGCUAAGGUAAGGCCUCUUACAGUCGGAAGAGCGUUUUCAUAGAAGGCACCAAGGAAAUGUGAUUUUAUUUUUGAAAAUCAACUUAUAAUUGGGGUUCAGAGGAUGGUAAUUCUGGAGUUUAAUGUUUGGAUCUGUGGAAUUAAAUAAGCUUUUGUAA
Molecule: messenger RNA, 1922 nt
Organism: Pezoporus flaviventris
Lineage: Eukaryota; Metazoa; Chordata; Aves; Psittaciformes; Psittacidae
Gene: GPR89B
Product: G protein-coupled receptor 89B
Exons: 14
Coding region: 99-1475 (458 amino acids)
Biological process (GO): intracellular pH reduction
Cellular component (GO): Golgi cisterna membrane
Molecular function (GO): voltage-gated monoatomic anion channel activity
Source: RefSeq, a predicted model, not a curated record